UACCAAUCACACACUCCCUCUCUCUUUCUCUCUACGGAAGGAACCCAUUUUCCCCUCUCCUUCGCCUAUCACUUCUCACUCCCCAAGUCUACUCACUCUCUCUCUCUCUCUCUCUCUAGAAUCAGGUAUGAUUCCCACAAUCCAUAAAGCAAAUACUUGGUAUCUGAUUUGAAUUGGAAAACCCAUCCCCCCACGCAGCAUCACUCCCAUAUGGGGCCUUACGACUCUGCCAUCUCUACCGGCAGCACCACCAGCUCCCCCUCUUCUGCCGCCAAACCCUCUGAGAUCGAUGGACUUCUCGCCGGCGCCGGCUACAAGGUCCGCUCUACGGAGCUCCAUCAAGUCGCCCAGCGUCUGGAGCGACUGGAGACGGUGAUGGUCAACGCUCCGUCGGAGAUCUCACAGCUGGCCUCCGAUGUUCUUCACUGCAACCCCUCCGAUAUCGCCUCCUGGGUGGACUCGAUGCUCUUCGAGUUCAAUCCGCCCGUGUCAAUACCUUCUGAUCUAUCGGAUUUUUCUGAUCUCACUUAUAUUGACAGCGUGGUGAGCCCCGCCAUAAAUCAGACGGUUUGCAACAAUUCGUGGGUGGAACAUCAUACACCGCAGCAGCAGCAGCAAGAACUCACUCAUCAGUUGACGGUGGUUACAGCGAUGGAAGAAGAUUCCGGUAUCAGAUUGGUGCACAUGAUGAUGACGUGUGCUGAGUCAGUCCAACGUGGCGAUCUACCCAUGGCUGGAUCGCUAAUUGAAGAGAUGCAGGCUUUGCUGACUCGUGUAAACACUGGCUGCGGCAUCGGGAAAGUCGCUCGCUACUUCAUUGACGCACUCAACCGCCGUGUAUUCACACCGCAGGCCCCCUGCGCCACUGGCUGGUCUAACGAGAACGAGAUUUUAUAUCAUCACUUCUACGAGGCUUGUCCGUACCUGAAAUUCGCUCACUUCACGGCUAAUCAAGCCAUCUUAGAAGCUUUCGACGGCCACGAUUGCGUCCACGUCGUUGACUUCAACCUAAUGCACGGCUUACAAUGGCCGGCUCUUAUUCAAGCCCUGGCCCUGCGUCCCGGUGGGCCUCCUUUACUCCGAUUGACAGGCAUUGGCCCCCCAUCGCCUGACGGCCGCGACUCGCUCCGAGAAAUCGGUCUCCGGCUCGCGGAGUUAGCCCGGUCCGUCAACGUCCGCUUCGCUUUUCGUGGUGUGGCAGCUUCGCGGCUGGAAGAUGUGAAGCCGUGGAUGCUACAGGUGAGCCCAAAGGAAGCCGUAGCUAUAAACUCAAUCAUGCAGCUUCACCGGCUUCUCGGAUCCGGUCCAACCCGGGUGUCUGCCAUAGAAACGGUGCUUGGGUGGAUCCGAAGCUUGAACCCGAAAAUCGUGACAGUGGUUGAACAGGAAGCGAAUCAUAACCAAUCAGAGUUCUUGGAUCGGUUCACCGAGGCCCUGUACUACUACUCCACAAUGUUCGAUUCCCUAGAGGCUUGCUCUCUCCAGCCGGAGAAAGCCGUAGCCGAGAUUUACAUCCAGAAAGAGAUAUGCAACGUGUUGUGUUGCGAAGGGUCGGCUCGAGUGGAAAGGCACGAGCCGUUGGCUAAGUGGAGGAAUCGGCUUGGAGCAGCAGGGUUCAGGCCGUUGAACCUGGGAUCCAAUGCGUUCAAACAAGCCAGUAUGCUGCUGACGCUGUUCUCGGCUGAGGGGUACUGUGUUGAGGAGCAUGACGGGUGUUUGACGCUAGGCUGGCACAGCCGCCCUCUCAUAGCGGCUUCGGCUUGGCAACCCCUCCUAGACACAGUUAUAAAUCAUAAUAAUCUCCUCUAAAACUUGUAAUUGGAUUUUGGUUGCAUAGUCUAUUCCUUGAAUGAAAUCAAUUAUUUCAUAAACA
Vitis riparia (riverbank grape) is the source of this 1873-nucleotide messenger RNA. Its product is annotated as DELLA protein SLR1-like. Gene Ontology annotation, molecular function: DNA-binding transcription factor activity; sequence-specific DNA binding. Gene Ontology annotation, biological process: regulation of DNA-templated transcription. Gene Ontology annotation, cellular component: nucleus. The record is from RefSeq and is a predicted model, not a curated record. Lineage: Eukaryota; Viridiplantae; Streptophyta; Magnoliopsida; Vitales; Vitaceae. The transcript has a single exon. Bases 211 to 1809 code for a protein of 532 amino acids.